Molecule: messenger RNA, 8278 nt
Organism: Arvicanthis niloticus (Nile rat)
Lineage: Eukaryota; Metazoa; Chordata; Mammalia; Rodentia; Muridae
Source: RefSeq, a predicted model, not a curated record
AUGCCCAAGAACUUUAAGCCCACGUAUGAGUCAUCGCUCAGCUCUCCAAUCAGUCCUGACACCAUGACAGCCCCGAUGUCCAAGUUUGUCAUCAAGUUUGAGACCAGUCCUCCUACUGUCUUGGUCUACACGCCCACUACGGAGUGCAUUCAGCCUUAUAGCUUCACAGUCAUCACCUCGAACCCCACCACUAACUGUGUAACCACGACCUAUGUACCCUUCACCAGUUCUUACACCACCACUCCCACGACUGACAAGCCAACGACAACCAUUACUUCUGUGACACCUAUCAUCUCUGUCGGGAAAGUGACCUCAUCCGUGACCUCUGCUUCCACUGUUACCGACAUGGCAGUGUCUCAGGUCAACGUCCCUAGCUCUCCCGGCAACACCGUUGGACCCAACACCUCAGAUAUCACCUCUCCUACAACCACCACACACACACUGACUCCUGACACCUCUGUCACACCCACCUGGACCUCUUGGCUCACCUCAGAAACAUCUAGAACGGCUACCACACACCCGGUCACCACAGCCACCCUGAUAGCUUCUCAUAGCACUCCUGGCCUCACAACCUCAGACAGUCACUCCACUCACAGGGCAUCCACAGCCGAUUCCACCUCACACCCCAAUACCCCUAUGACCAGCAGUGUGUUGACUUCUACAACAAAUGGGGUUCUGACCUCUGUGUCUGGCUCAAGCACAAAACCAGUCACAGCUGGUACCACACACAGCACCCCAUUAUCUCCCUUGGAGACCACGCUCCCAGUCACACAUGCCACAUCUAUAGCUACAUCCCUGGUGACUUUCCCCAACUCUGUCACUAGCUCUGUUACCCAUCCCCCAUCCCCCAGCACCUCUCCUACCUCCACCUUAGCCACAAGCACCCCAGACACCUCUGCCACACCCACCUGGCCCUCCCUGCCCACUUCAGAAACAAGCAAUGCUGUCACCACACAGCUGGUCACCAUGACCAGCCUGCCUCUCUCUCUCAGCACGCCCAGCCUCACCUCCUUAAACAGCCACCCCACUGCCACCUUGUCCACAACUGCCAUCUCUGUACCUCCUGUCAGUUCAGAGACACUGGAGACCCUCACACCCACAAUUCCCCCUUCACAGAGCUCAGGCCUGCCCACCAUGACAAAUACCACUCUCACCUCCUCCUCCAUGGGCAGCACAGAGCCUUUGAGCACAGAGUCACACACUGCAACCCUCACAGUUCCCAGCCUGUCACCGACUGACUCCAUCUCUUCUAACCCCACCAGUGUGGACACGGACACUACCCUUCUCUCCACGGUCCACACCACCAGCAGUGUGACAGCUGUUCCCUUCAGUACAGGGAACACUCCACCUCCCCUGGCCUCAAGCCUCCCUGCUGAAUCUGCCUUCUCCUCAUCCAUCUCUGCCAGGACAGCUGGGACCACACAGUGGGACAGUGUCCCCUCAGCUCCAACCAUCACACAUACAGUCUAUGCAACACCUGAGUCCACCCCGACACCUACCACCCUCACCACACCCACAGCCCCCUCAUCCACAGAGCCUCCUCCUCCUACCUCAGCUGUGACUGACACAGAUCAGCCCCCUUUCCCCAGCCUAGCUGCCACAUCCACAGGCCAAUCCACAGUCAGUCCUGCCACAGGCCUUCCUACAGAGUCACAUAUGACAGACAGAGCUGAGACUUCCCCAGUCACAUCCUUGGUCACUGUCACAGGCCCACCCACCUAUGGCAGAUCCACAAGCUCUUCCUACAUCACCUCUAGUAUGGUCACCUCACACACAAGUAGGGCUCCAUCCUCUAUGUCUGUGUCAGGUCCACAACCAGAUGCCACUGGCAGAGUGUCCAGUGCCCCAUUGUCUGCCAUGGUGACCUCACUCCCAAACAUUAAUGCCACAUCUGCAGCUACACCUCAGGCCACUUUCCCCAACUCUGUCACUAGCUCUGUUACCCAUUCCCCAUCCCCCAGCACCUCUCCUACCUCCACCUUAGCCACAAGGACCCCAGACACCUCUGCCACACCCACCUGGACCUCCCUGCCCACUUCAGAAACAAGCAAUGCUGUCACCACACAGCUGGUCACCAUGACCAGCCUGCCUCUCUCUCUCAGCACCCCCAGCCUCACCUCCUUAAACAGCCACCCCACUGCCACCUUGUCCACAACUGCCAUCUCUGUACCUUCUGUCAGUUCAGGGACACUGGAGACCCUCACACCCACAAUUCCCCCUUCACAGAGCUCAGGCCUGCCCACCAUGACAGAUGCAACUCUCACCUCCUCCUCCAUGGGCAGCACAGAGCCUUUGAGCACAGAGUCACACACUGCAACCCUCACAGUUCCCAGCCUGUCACCGACUGACUCCAUCUCCUCUAUCCCCACCAGUGGGGACAGGGACACUACCCUUGGCUACACACCCAUCACCAUUGCUUCCUCUCCUAUGGGAAACACUCCAGCUCAGCCCCUGGGCACAAGCAUUCCAGUCACAUCCCUGCUCUCCUCAGCCAUGGUGGGCAGCAGUCCUGGGACCACACACAGAGAGAAUGAGGCUUCAUCUCCAACACUUCUGCACACAGUGUACACCACUGCGGUCUCCACCCCAGCACCCACGACCACGAACACACUCACAGAACCCUUGUCUCCAGAACUGAGUCCUCCUGCAGCAGUGAGUGGAACAGGUCGGCCUCCCUCACCCAGCCCAGCUGCCACACCCUCUGGGGAAGCCACACUCACACCUAAUACAGCCCUUCCAACAGAGUCUCCAGGGACAGAUAGACUGUCAGCUCCACCAGCCACUUCUUUGAUCACCCCCACUGAGACACUUGCUUCUGGCACAACCAUACCUUCUGUAGUGACCAGCAGUGUGUUCACUUCCACAACAAAUGGGGUUCUGACCUCUGUGUCUGGCUCAAGCACAAAACCGGUCACAGCAGGUACCACACACAGCACCCCGUUAUCUCCCUUGGAGACCACGCUCCCAGUCACACAUGCCACAUCUAUAGCUACAUCCCUGGUGACUUUCCCCAACUCUGUCACUAGCUCUGUUACCCAUCCCCCAUCCCCCAGCACCUCUCCUACCUCCACCUUAGCCACAAGGACCCCAGACACCUCUGCCACACCCACCUGGACCUCCCUGCCCACUUCAGAAACAAGCAAUGCUGUCACCACACAGCUGGUCACCAUGACCAGCCUGCCUCUCUCUCUCAGCACGCCCAGCCUCACCUCCUUAAACAGCCACCCCACUGCCACCUUGUCCACAACUGCCAUCUCUGUACCUUCUGUCAGUUCAGGGACACUGGAGACCCUCACACCCACAAUUCCCCCUUCACAGAGCUCAGGCCUGCCCACCAUGACAGACACAGCUUUGACCUCCUUCUCCAUGGGCAGCACAGAGCCUUUGAGCACAGAGUCACACAUUGCAACCCUCACAGUUCCCAGCCUGUCACCGACUGACUCCAUCUCUUCUAACCCCACCAGUGUGGACACGGACACUACCCUUCUCUCCACGGUCCACACCACCAGCAGUGUGACAGCUGUUCCCUUCAGUACAGGGAACACUCCACCUCCCCUGGCCUCAAGCCUCCCUGCUGAAUCUGCCUUCUCCUCAUCCAUCUCUGCCAGGACAGCUGGGACCACACAGUGGGACAGUGUCCCCUCAGCUCCAACCAUCACACAUACAGUCUAUGCAACACCUGAGUCCACCCCGACACCUACCACCCUCACCACACCCACAGCCCCCUCAUCCACAGAGCCUCCUCCUCCUACCUCAGCUGUGACUGACACAGAUCAGCCCCCUUUCCCCAGCCUAGCUGCCACAUCCACAGGCCAAUCCACAGUCAGUCCUGCCACAGGCCUUCCUACAGAGUCACAUAUGACAGACAGAGCUGAGACUUCCCCAGUCACAUCCUUGGUCACUGUCACAGGCCCACCCACCUAUGGCAGAUCCACAAGCUCUUCCUACAUCACCUCCAGUAUGGUCACCUCACACACAAGUAGGGCUCCGUCCUCUAUGUCUGUGUCAGGUCCACAACCAGAUGCCACUGGCAGAGUGUCCAGUGCCCCAUUGUCUGCCAUGGUGACCUCACUCCCAAACACUAAUGCCACAUCUACAGCUACACCUCAGGUCACUUUCCCCAACUCUGUCACUAGCUCUGUUACCCAUUCCCCAUCCCCCAGCACCUCUCCUACCUCCACCUUAGCCACAAGGACCCCAGACACCUCUGCCACACCCACCUGGACCUCCAUGCUCACUUCAGAAACAAGCAAUGCUGUCACCACACAGCUGGUCACCAUGGCCAGCCUGCCUCCCUCUCUCAGCACGCCCAGCCUCACCUCCUUAAAUAGCCACCCCACUGCCACCUUGUUCACAACCGUCAUCUCUGUACCUUCUGUCAGUUCAGGGACACUGGAGACCCUCACACCCACAAUUCCCCCUUCACAGAGCUCAGGCCUGCCCACCAUGACAGAUGCAACUCUCACCUCCUCCUCCAUGGGCAGCACAGAGCCUUUGAGCACAGAGUCACACACUGCAACCCUCACAGUUCCCAGCCUGUCACCGACUGACUCCAUCUCCUCUAUCCCCACCAGUGGGGACAGGGACACUACCCUUGGCUACACACCCAUCACCAUUGCUUCCUCUCCUAUGGGAAACACUCCAGCUCAGCCCCUGGGCACAAGCAUUCCAGUCACAUCCCUGCUCUCCUCAGCCAUGGUGGGCAGCAGUCCUGGGACCACACACAGAGAGAAUGAGGCUUCAUCUCCAACACUUCUGCACACAGUGUACACCACUGUGGUCUCCACCCCAGCACCCACGACCACGAACACACUCACAGAACCCUUGUCUCCAGAACUGAGUCCUCCUGCAGCAAGCUCAGGCCUGCCCACCAUGACAGACACAGCUUUGACCUCCUUCUCCAUGGGCAGCACAGAGCCUUUGAGCACAGAGUCACACACUGCAACCCUCACAGUUCCCAGCCUGUCACCGACUGACUCCAUCUCUUCUAACCCCACCAGUGUGCACACGGACACUACCCUUCUCUCCACGGUCCACACCACCAGCAGUGUGACAGCUGUUCCCUUCAGUACAGGGAACACUCCACCUCCCCUGGCCUCGAGCCUCCCUGCUGAAUCUGCCUUCUCCUCAUCCAUCUCUGCCAGGACAGCUGGGACCACACAGUGGGACAGUGUCCCCUCAGCUCCAACCAUCACACAUACAGUCUAUGCAACACCUGAGUCCACCCCGACACCUACCACCCUCACCACACCCACAGCCCCCUCAUCCACAGAGCCUCCUCCUCCUACCUCAGCUGUGACUGACACAGAUCAGCCCCCUUUCCCCAGCCUAGCUGCCACAUCCACAGGCCAAUCCACAGUCAGUCCUGCCACAGGCCUUCCUACAGAGUCACAUAUGACAGACAGAGCUGAGACUUCCCCAGUCACAUCCUUGGUCACUGUCACAGGCCCACCCACCUAUGGCAGAUCCACAAGCUCUUCCUACAUCACCUCCAGUAUGGUCACCUCACACACAAGUAGGGCUCCGUCCUCUAUGUCUGUGUCAGGUCCACAACCAGAUGCCACUGGCAGAGUGUCCAGUGCCCCAUUGUCUGCCAUGGUGACCUCACUCCCAAACAUUAAUGCCACAUCUACAGCUACACCUCAGGUCACUUUCCCCAACUCUGUCACUAGCUCUGUUACCCAUUCCCCAUCCCCCAUCACCUCUCCUACCUCCACCUUAGCCACAAGGACCCCAGACACCUCUGCCACACCCACCUGGACCUCCAUGCUCACUUCAGAAACAAGCAAUGCUGUCACCACACAGCUGGUCACCAUGGCCAGCCUGCCUCCCUCUCUCAGCACGCCCAGCCUCACCUCCUUAAACAGCCACCCCACUGUCAGCUUGUCCACAACUGCCAUCUCUGUACCUCCUAGUACCUCACCAAACUUUAGUCCUGUCUUGUCAGCGUCCCAUGUCCCCAGCACAAGCACUGUUCCGUCUACUCAGAAGACUCUUGUGUCCACCCCGACUACGCUAAGUACACUUACUUCAUCAGGUAAACCCAGAACAGAUUCCCUCCCCUGGAGCAGCACUUCUACAAACGCAGUGGUGACUGCUUUUGCUACCUUGAUCUCUUCCACACCCACAGUGAUAAUGUCUGCUUUUCCAUCUCUCUCUGCUACUAGACCGAUGCUAACGACUACCACUAAACCUCCCUCUACCUUCUCCCUGAGCUCCAGCACAGAUGCUACAAUCUCCUCUGUAGUGACAUCCUUCCCACCGUCCUCAACCACCAGAACGUCUCCAACAGCCUCGCCACUGACCACAGCUCAUACCGAAUCAACCCCCUUCUCUUAUAUCUCUCUUCCUUCCACUACGCCCUGUCCAGAAACCAUCACCAUCACCAUAGUCCCCAGCUCUCCCCAGACUCCAUGUGUUGACAUCAACCCCAGUACUGGAGCAACAUCUGCUCCCAUCACCCCAUUCUCCAUCUUUCCCUCCACCACCCACAUGGUUACCUCUUCCGGUUCUACCAGUGAAAGAACAUUUCUCCCUCCACAUUUGGGUACCUCUUCCAUGACACCAGAAACGGAGCCCUCAGACACCGUCACUGAUGCUCCUAGCUCAACGGACUCUAGGACAAUAGUUAUAGACACAGUCUUCAGCAGCGCCUCAGCAUCCACGGAGGACAAUCGGUUGAAUGUCACCUCUAUCACCACCCCAAAUAUGCCUGGCUCAGUCAGUGUCCCCUCAACCCUGAAACCAAGCAACAGCUUCCUAACUACCACAGCUUCAAGCAAGGUGACCACAAAGACCCCAGAGACUUCGGUGGCCACCAUGAAGUCUCCUACCACCCUUAUAUCACUACCAUCAAGAUCAACUUCAACCACUACUCAGAUGACUACACCAGUGAGCUUGACCACAACCCCAGGCGUUUGUGACAAUGGUGGCACCUGGGAGCAGGGCCGGUGCAUUUGCCCUCCUGGCUUCUCUGGAGACUACUGUCAAGAUCCGGAUAACAGAUGCCAGAAUGGAGGUUCAUGGGAUGGCCUCAGGUGUGUCUGCCCCAGCACCUUCCAUGGGUCUCUCUGUGAGUUUCCUGUGGAGCAGUUAGACAUAGACACAGUGGAGACUGAAGUGGGCAUGGAGGUAUCUGUGGAGCAGGAAUUCUCUCCAGACCUCGGAGACAACACUUCCAAGGCCUACAGAGACUUCAGCAGUGCCUUCCAGGGUCAGAUGCAGAAGAUUUACCAGACUGUUCAAGGCUUCCAGGGUGUGGAAAUCCUGUCCUUGAGGAGGGGCAGCAUUGUGGUAGAUUACCGGGUCCUGCUGAGGCUGUCCUUCAGCCCCCAGCUGAAGAGCGACUUUGAGAAGGUGAAGAUAGCACUGAAGGAGGAGCUGCAGAGUGCCAGUCAAGAUGGUGACAGCUGUCAGGACAACCAGACGCUGUGUUUUAAGUCCGACUCCAUCAAGGUGAACAAUCACACUGAGAAAGAACUGACCCCAGAAGCCAUCUGUCACCGAACUGCCCCCAAGGGCUUUGAGGAACACUACUUUCCUUUGGUGGAGCUGAGCAGGCUCCGCUGUGUCACCAAUUGCACACCUGGAGUGAAUGGCACCAUCCAUUGCAACCAGGGACAGUGUUUUCUGCAGAAGAGCGGUCCAACCUGUCGCUGCUUUUCCACAGACACGUACUGGGUCUCAGGCCCACGAUGUGAGGUGGUGGUUGACUGGAGGGUGUUGGUUGGAGGCCUGGUGGGGGCCGUCACUGUGCUGCUGCUGUCACUGGUGGCCUUAAGUGUCUGGGUGGCACGUUCCCGGGGAAGAGACAAGGACCGCUGUCCCUCAGGCAGGUCCUGGACCCAGGACAGGAAAUGGUUUGAGACCUGGGACGAAGACAUCGCGGGGACUUUUUCCAACACGGGCUUCCAGGAUACCCCGACAGUCACUAAUAAAAACUUCCAUGUUGCCUUGGAGAAGGUGGAUCCCAACAUGAUGGUUCACAUCCAAAGACCUGAGGUGGCCUUAUCACCAGCAACAUCAGCAUCAGCAUCAUCACCACCAUCACCACCACCACCAUCAUCAUCAUCACCACCACCACCAUCAUCAUCAUCAUCAUCAUUCUGAGCCCUUGCAAGGCCUCGUCUGUGCUCCUCCACCUUGCCUGGGGCUGUAGCACUGAGCCCAUUGUGCAAGAACUGGUUCUAGUACCCACACAGCUCAGGCUCCUUGUUCUUGGGGGCAGGGGUCCUAUUUCCUUGACCUCCCAUCCUUCUCUUUGUUUGGCUGAAACCCA